GAGGCAGCGCAGCAGCUGUGCAGUUCAGGCGCGGCGGCUGGAGGAGCAGCGUGAGCCUCAGUCUGUGGGGAGGGGGUGAGUCCUGGGUGGGCGGCCCGCAUGCGCAGCUGGGCCCCUCAGGCCAAGGGGGAUAGGAUAAAAAGCCAUAUUAUUCAGAACGCCCAACUCUCUUCCUAGCUAGUCAUCGAGACUGGUAUGGGUAAUGGACAAGCGGCGAAAGGUCAAGCAGGUUUAAAACGGAAAGAUGCCGAGCCCGGCCUCCACGGACAUGCUUUGCCGGAGGGUGCCCAAGAAGGAAGGAAUGUCCUCAAUUCCCUGAUGUCUGGGGCGUUAGCCGGCGCGGUGGCCAAAACAGCAGUGGCUCCGCUGGACAGGACGAAAAUAAUCUUCCAAGUGUCUUCGAAUCAGUUUUCCGCCAAGGAGGCUUAUCGACUGAUCUACCGCACCUACCUCAAUGAGGGCUUCUUCAGCCUGUGGCGUGGCAACUCCGCCACCAUGGUCCGGGUGAUCCCGUAUGCCGCCAUCCAGUUCUGUGCGCACGAGGAAUACAAGCAGCGUCUGGGCAGUUAUUACGGCUUCCAGGGAAAGGCACUCAGCCCACUCCCCAGGUUUCUGGCGGGCUCGCUUGCAGGCGCAACAGCGGCCAUGUUGACGUACCCCCUGGAUCUGGUCCGCGCACGGAUGGCAGUGACGCCAAAGGAAAUGUACAGCAACAUCAUCCACGUCUUCAUCCGGAUCUCCCGCGAAGAAGGUCUGAAGACGCUGUACCGGGGCUUCGCACCCACCAUCCUGGGGGUGAUCCCGUAUGCCGGGCUGAGCUUCUUCACGUACGAGACGCUGAAGAAGCUCCACGCAGAUCACAGCGGGAGGCCUCAGCCCUAUCCCAUAGAACGGCUCGUAUUUGGGGCCUGUGCGGGCCUGUUUGGACAGUCGGCCUCCUACCCCCUGGACGUCGUUCGCCGGCGGAUGCAGACGGCGGGGGUGAUGGGCCACUCGUACCACUCGAUCCUCCGCACCAUGAGGGAGAUCAUCCGGGAGGAGGGACUUGUCCGCGGCCUCUACAAGGGGCUGAGCAUGAACUGGGUCAAGGGCCCCAUUGCGGUGGGCAUCAGCUUCACCACCUUCGACCUCACCCAGAUCCUGCUCCGCAGGUGGGAGAGCGGCGUGAAUGUGGAGAGGUAGGGGCCGCACUUCCCCGCCACCUCUUGUGGAGGGGAGCACCGUAACCAUAUGAGUGUUGGCAAAUGUGGACGGGAGGCGUCCUUGUUGUUCUGCCCCCGGGGUGGGGGGAAAGCCCCCGAGUGGGUCCUUGUGCUAGAAGACUCCUCAGACACACCCCCUUCUCUGGGGCGGUGAGAGAGGGGUGCUAAAACACCCUCGCUGCAGCCAUCUCGCAGAACAGCUCCGAUACUUUUUCCUUCGUGGAGGAGCUCCUUCUUCCUUCUUCCCCCUCGCUGAUUCUCAAGAAAUCCCUCAGAAGGCAGUAGCUCUGCUUGCUCUCCAUCUCUUGGCGAUCAUUCUCACCUUGCCAGACGCAGUCGCUUGUCUCGAUCCAGCCUCCUCUGUGUCUUGGAACUGGACUUGUCUGGAAUUUGAGAUGCAUCAAUCGUACAAUUUCUCCUUUUGAGGUUUGUUUUGUUUGUUUAAGCCAGCUGUUUUGGUUUCCAAAGUCUGGGCUCUACUGGAUGAAAGCACUCCUUCGGCCCUCUUUAAAAAUCCUGCCCUCCAGCUUACGUUGCGCAUGGUGACCCUGAACCUUGAACCCUGAGCCUCCUAGAAGGGUGUUGCAGCUCAGAGAGGAGAAGCCAAAGACUGGAUCUUUCUGUCAGGUCAAGUGUGGGAGAGGCACCACCUGAUGACCUCCAAUUCCUGUUGCCACAAGUCCAGAAAGUGGAAAUCCAGAAAUUGGGUUUAGAUCAACAGUGUUAAUGACUUUUUCAGAGCACCUGAAUAAAUGAGUAUUUUGAAUUCGGGGUUUGGGCUUUUGCAUGCAGGAUGGUGCUGAGGGGUUGGGUUUAGUGGCGUUAAGUGGGUGCUGCUUGAAACGCGAGUCCUGUCCCUCCCCCCCCCACCUCCAGUAUUACUGUCUGCUUUCUAUAAACUCCUGAGAAGAAGAAAAUCUCAAGCGGUGGGAUGUAGUCUGGUAGAUCUCUAAGUGCCUGGAUGAACGGGGUUCAAUUUGAGAUAAGUUGAGGGGAGGGAAUUGGGAAUCCCCUCCCCUGUGAUACGAGGCUACUGAGCUCCGAUGUGUCGUUUUCUGCGAUACGAAGCUCCUGAGUUCAGAUGUAUCGUUCCAUGCUUGCCUAGUGCUAUCAUGCAUUUAAGGGUCGGUCUUAUUUCUUGGGCCACAGCUCUGUGUUGAGGGCGGGGGGAACCCACAGCUGCUGUUGAAAAUGGCAACUCUGGGUCGUCUGCCCUCUCCCCCGUAUGACCCAUUCAAGAGCUGUAUGCUGAACCGACACUGCCCCAUUGCUUUUUGCCUUUCCUGUUGUGCUUUGCUGCUUCUGGAUGCUGACCUGGCGGCCCUCUGGACAGCCACCGAUCCGCCUAGUUGUGAAUCUCGCUUCCUUGGCUUCCUCUUCCUGAGCACAGGUACAAAGAAGUACCUGCUCAAGUAUUUUAUGGGUGUUUUUUUUUGGGGGGGGGGGGGUUCAAGAAACUUGAAUGGGAAUGCAGAGCCUGCCCUGGCCAGUUCCAAAUGUCCUGUGGAGCUGGACAACUCGCUCCUCCGUUGGGUGCCGCUCGGAGCUGGUAAUCUCACCGCUGCUUUAUCUUUUUAUAACUCUUAAGAAUUGUCUCUGCCAUAAGCUGUAGGUGUGGAUUGUGGGGAUGGAGUUUUCUUCUGCUCACCCCCCCCCCAAAAAACCGCCCCACCUUUUCUUUUGUCCUCAAAAACACAUCUGCAGUGAUGGGUUUUUGAGGACGCCCUCAAAGAUACCUCCCAAGUUGGCCCCCUCUUCUAAGGUACCGCCCAUUUGUGCGGGCUUCUUUACGCUGCGCAAAGAAGAUGCAAGUCCCAUUCAGACGUUAUGUGGUACCUGCAUUCAGAUGUCUGUGUACACAUCCCUGUGUGUGUGUGGUGUGAAUCGCCAGCAUUCCUUCAUAAAGUGAAACGCAGGAUACAGAAGGGAAGCGUACUGCUCUCUGCCCCAGGUCCCUGCACACCGACCUGUGUCCCUGUGUGCGCAGAUUAUCCGAGUGUUGAACCCCAUGCAACUAGGGCUAUGAACGAGCAGCAACUAUUGUUGUUCAUCUCCUGCUUUUCAGGGGAAAGCUCUCAAAGCCGUAUAAGGAAGAAAUGGCUCCCUGAACCCAAAGAGCAGGCAGUCUAAAAGGAAUGCUGGGAUUUCCCAGCCCUGCUCUGGAACAGGCAUCAGAUUGUGUUUAUGUGUGUGCGCGUGCAAAUGGUGAGCUGGGAAUGGGAGAGCGGUCCCCAUGUGAACGUGAGACAAUCAGAUUUCUUGGGAGAGGGCUUUCUUGGGUGGACAAUACUUCUCUUUUUUUAAAAAAAAUCAUGUUCUAAUAGGACUGGAGGCAAACAGGGGUGGUGUUUUGGCUGAGGAUAUUUCCUUUGUUUCCCUGCCAACACACUGGUUAGCAAAUCGCUCCUGACAUGCUCUGGGUGUCGUCAUCCCCCGUGCCCCUGCCGAAAUAGGCACCUGGGAGUUUUGGAGAGCAAUUGUUCUAGGUGGUUUCCUCCCACAGCCAGACCACCUAACAGACAGCCUGCCCUGGAUGUCUGCUCCUGAGCAGCGAUCAUCUCAGAGAGGUCUACUCUGCCCUGGGUCUUGGGAUGAAGCGUGUUGGUUAGACCUCAUUGGAGGCUUCCCACACAUCCUCGGGUGUGCCGUCCUGCUGCGUUUCUGGCUGCAGUUUUGCCUCUUGAGUAGCCCCACUUGGGCCAUGCAGUGUCCUGCCGAUCAUUCUGGCACGUUCUGGGGCGCAUGCUCAGUUCAUGUGGGACGGGCACUGGAGCGGCUUUCACGAGCAUGUGGCCGAAAGCUGCCCGGUGCUCUGAUGCAGCUGCUCAUGGUGGACGACCAGAGGCGGCAGGGGCCAGCCAUCCUUGGGGAAGCUUGUCCGCUGUUCCCGAGCACCCCUAAGCUGCUGGGGCAGUCUAGGAAGCACCACCCCCGGCCUGCCCAGUCAACUCCUCAGCUGCGUGCUGUGGGGCCAGAGAACUAUGCACAGGAUGGGUCGUGGGAUGCUGCCGCUGUGGUAGAAACAGUUGCCACCCAACCUGAAAGCCUAUCGCCACAGCUCCCUUUGGGCCGGAGGUUCUGGGUGUGGGGGUGUUUUCAUACAGCAAAGGACCGUCUGUUUUAUGCACGUGUGAUGUACUUUAAGAGCUGUGCCAAGAGAGGAUGUGUAUUUAAUAACGAGAAUUAAAGAGAUUUAUCCAGUU
This is a messenger RNA of Hemicordylus capensis (graceful crag lizard), 4405 nucleotides long. It is a transcript of the gene SLC25A42, whose product is annotated as solute carrier family 25 member 42. Lineage: Eukaryota; Metazoa; Chordata; Lepidosauria; Squamata; Cordylidae. The transcript is spliced from 8 exons. Gene Ontology annotation, biological process: transmembrane transport. The record is from RefSeq and is a predicted model, not a curated record. Gene Ontology annotation, cellular component: mitochondrial inner membrane. Bases 196 to 1182 code for a protein of 328 amino acids.